This is a messenger RNA of Vicugna pacos (alpaca), 5081 nucleotides long. The record is from RefSeq and is a predicted model, not a curated record. NCBI's taxonomy places the organism in Eukaryota, Metazoa, Chordata, Mammalia, Artiodactyla, Camelidae.
UCCCUCUCAAAAUCUUUCACAUACAUACAUACAAUUUCCUCAAAUCAACACUCUACUUCUUCUCUGGUUCCCGUUUUUGCAGUGGGCUCGGGAAAGUCGCUUUUCCUCCCUUUGUUUCACUUGUCACCCUCCCUGCCCCUCACCCACCAAAAUUCUAAUCAUCACCAUACACCCGGUAGUGCCAGUGAUAGACUUGUUUAAAGAAAGAGAAAAACCAUUCAACCCGAAAAAUAAACAGCACAAAGGUCAAAUAACAAUGUAAGGGCUGUCACAAGGCAGGACACUGUGCCAACAACUGAUGCUUUGAUCUGGACAGGUGGAGAGAUAUGGUUGUGGCUGGAGUGUUCCUGAGGGCCUAGUGAAGAUGGAGGACUUGAGCUGGUCCUGCAGGCCCCGGGGGGCUGUGGUUCGCAAGCUGUGGAAAUUCAUGCGAAGGGGGUGUUGGAGUAAAGUCAUGUGUGGUCAGAGGCAGGGUCCAGGAGGUCCCUGUGACUUGGAUCCUCAUUCAGAGAUGGAGAUAUCAGGUUCAUCUUCUACCAUUUCUGAGCAGCAGCAGCGGGAGAGGCAAGAGGGUCUGAGUGAUACCAGAAAAGACCUGGCCAAGCAGAGUCUCAUCUCAUCCGAGGAAUGGCUUCAACUGCAUGGGCUUAAGAGCAACAAAUUGACCUUGAAACAGGUUUUGUCGCAGAUUGGAUUCCCACAUUGUGAAGAUUAUGUGACUUCUCUGGGGAGACCUGUGGCUUCCCGGUACGCCGAUGGCUUGUUUCCUCGGACCUGCAGAACAGAAGACGGAAGGGUAUAUAAUUUGACAGCCAAAUCAGAACUACUCCAUCAGUUUGUGGAACAUUUAACACAGGCUGUGGAGAGGUACAAGCUGCGGAUGGACUGGCUCACCAGCAAAAGCCGGCAGAUUUUUGGUGUCAUCUUGGAACAGUGCAUCACCAUAGUGCUGGAUUUUGGCAACAUGCUGGAGGAGGAACUUAAUCUGUGCCGAGAUGCUCUAAUCAUGGUCCUCCAGGAGCAGGUGGCUCACAUAGCCAAGUUCAAUAUCAUAUGGGUUUCUCAAGAGCCUGUGAAAUGGCAGGAAAAUGCUGUUCCUGUGACGGAACAAUCCCUAGCCGCUGCCAUCAGCUGGAUUGAGAAGCUGCCUUUUGCUCUGGCCGUGAGCCAGACUAGCCGCCUGGACGCUUUGCUUGAGGCUGGGAAAGACGAAAGCAUUGAAUCCAUUUACUACUUUGUGGUGGGGGACAUUCCAGAGGAAUCCAAGGAGCUUCUCCUUCAGAGGGCUUUGGAGACUCCACAUCCUGUCUGCACAGUGUCCUUCAAUGCCAGAGGAGAGGGCACAAUAGCUUUCUUAAAGGACCUGAGUGCCAAGACCCGCAGCAGAUUCCACGCAUUUGCAGAGAGAACAGAGUGUGUGGAAUUUCCUGCAUCCCCCGCUAAGGAUGGUGACAGUGCAAUUACUUGGAAUUCAAGAAAACUGAAAGGAAAACUCCCUCCUGGAGCUGGGGUCAGAGAGGAUGUGUUUCUCAUCUGGAGGGAGAUGGAGGAGGCCAGUAGCACGCUGGCCCAGAUCCAGAGGCUGGUGGCUGAGCCUCCCAAGACCGACAUGGCCACAGCAGACCGUGGAGCAACCUCUGUUGAAAAUGAGUCAAAUCCAGAGGACACCUGGGACUCUGAGAAGUGGCUACAGAAGUAUGGUUUGAAAGCCCAGAAGCUGUCAUUUUAUGAUGUCAUCGCUGACUGCGCCUUCCGCCAUGCUGAUGGAGUUGUCGAUAUAAAAGCCAAACCAGAGGACGAAUCCCUGCAGACCAGUGCGGAGACCAACAAGAAGACAGUCCAUGCGAAAUACUGCAGCAGAUUUGUCCACGCUCCCUGGAAGGAUGGGAGCUUGGUCCACGUCUGCAUUACCAAGGAGAAGUGCAUGUGGUACAGUGAGAGAAUUCACGCGGUCCUGGCCCGGAUCCAGAGGAGAAUUAAGUGGCUACAGGAUGGGAGUCAACUCCUCUUUGGAAAAGUGCGUAGUGAUUAUGUCUACAUUCUCAUAGACACGUCUCACUCCAUGAAGGCAAAACUGGAGCUGGUGAAGGACAAGAUCAUCCAGCUCAUCCAGGAACAGCUGAAAUAUAAAAGGAAAUUUAAUUUUGUGCAGUUUGAUGCUCAAGCCAUUGCUUGGCGGGAAAAACUUGUUGAAAUCAAUGAGGAUACUUUGAAAGGGGCCCAGGCCUGGGUUAGAGACAUGAAGAUUGGAAGUUCCACAGACACCCUGAAUGCCCUGCAGAUUGCUUUUGCUGAUAAAGAAACACAAGUAAUCUACCUUCUGACAGAUGGGAGACCUGAUCAGCCACCUGAAAUGGUUUUAGAUCAAGUCAAAGUUUUUCAGAAAAUUCCAAUUUAUACCAUCUCCUUCUGUUACAAUGAUGAGAUUGCAAAUGGGUUUUUGAAAGAGCUUGCAUCUUUGACUGGAGGAGAGUUCCAUGCUGACCGUUUUGGCUGCAAGGAUCCCUGUCCACCAGAGGCUGUUCAGAGCUUCAAAGCUUUGGAGAAGGCAUGUCUGGGAAAAUACUCAGGCAUUUUGGGGAUCCCUCCUGGCCCAAGAUCUUCACCAGAAUGGCUCACCAUGAUCUGGCAUCAAAAAGAAAUCUUUUCUAUGGCUUCAACCCCAGAAAAAUGUGCAAAACCUCGUUCUGAUGUCGAAUCAACAAGAAUGUCAUCCCCAGAUAUGUCGAAAGUAAUAGAGGACCUUUCAAGUCAAAAGAUUCAGAAAAAGAAAGUUCUCCACGCAGAACCAACCAAAACCAGCCUGCUCAGAAGUCAGAUGUCUGCCCUUAGAAGCUCAGUUUGCAGUGGGAGGAAGGAUGGCCCAUCUGAUGCCGGCAGGAACAUGCCAGGUGACAAAGAAAUGGGCCUCCUGCUGACAAAUGAGUUUCCCGAUGACAAGACAUUAGAGAGAUUGACCCGAGAAGGAAGCCAAGUUUCUGACCAAGAUUCUUCAGAGAUGUCUUCAGCAGACUGGCUCAAGACCCAUGGCUUGGCCGCCAAGAAGCUCACCAUCAUGGAUGCUUUGUCAGUGACAGCGGUCCCCCACAACCCCACCUACGUCCCCAUCCUCGACAAGCAUGUCGUUUCCAAGGUCUUUGAUGAGGUCUUUCCUCUGGCACAUGUGUGCAAUGACACAAAUAAGGUGACUUUAAUUAACCCCCAAGGAGUGAAGCUGGAUAUCUACAAGCAAAAAGUGGAGCAGGCAAUUAAGUCCUAUGAAAAGCGCUUGAAUAAAAUUGUUUGGAGAGCAUUAUCUCAAGAAGAAAAAGAAAAGUUAGAUGCAAACAAACCAAUGCGGUACUUGGAAAACAAGGCAACUUUAAACGAGGCGUUAGAACGGUUGAAUUGGCCCAUUUCAUUGAAGGAGCUGUCAGUGCUAGAGAAUGAAAUCCUAGCUGGGAAAAUGUACGUGCAGCAGGCCAUGGAGCUCCAGGAGGCUGCCAAGAAGGAGAAUCACCAACAGAAAAGUCAAGGAACUCCAACAAAGAAAAUCAAAUCCAAAAAACUGGAUCCACUCAAAGGCCAGAAGGUGAUUGCAAGAUGUGAUGAAAAUGGCUUUUAUUUUCCAGGGGUUGUGAAGAAGUGUGUGAGCCCCACCCUUGCGCUCGUGGGCUUCCGGUAUGGAGACACCAAGGUCGUGCCCAUCUCAUUCAUCACGCCUGUAGGGGGUGCCAUGCCCUGCCCACUGCUCCAGGUUGGUGAUUACGUGUUUGCCAAAAUUGUGGUACCCAAAGGAUUUGAUUUCUAUGUCCCCGCCAUUGUCAUAGCCCUUCCAAACCAGGAUGCAGCUGAAGAUAAAUUCUACACAGUUUUAAAGUGUAACAACCGGAGAGAAUUUUGCCCUCGGAGUGCACUUAUCAAGAUCAGCCAAAACAAAUAUGCUCUCUCUUGCUCUCAAAUAAAAUCACCUCCAAUUCUGGAAGAUUCAAAAGUGGAAGACAUGGACAUGAGAAACUCUACUUUACCAGUAUGGCCAAUCCAAGAAGCUGACACUGGGGAUUCACAAGCACUAAAACAGGAGAACCCUAGAAGGAAGAAAAAGAAAGCUGCCAAGAGGCUGCCUCUCCAGGAGAUGGCAUCCUCGGACUCGGACGACUCUUCCCGUGGCAACAGGUCCCGAGAGUCCUGCCCCAAGAGACACGUCAAGCCCAAGGCGGGAGGGGGACGACAUCGUUUUCUCCGGAGCACCCUGAGACCUCUCCCGGGGGUAGUGCACACGCGGUCACUGCCCAGGUUCCGGGCCAGCUUAGGCCACACCACGGCAAAAACUCUAACACCCUUAAGUAACGCUAACAUCCACUUCCCAGAGAAGGUCCUCGGCCCUGGGGUCUAGGAGUCAACCAGCUACACCAUCGCUGCCACGCCUCCACCUGGAGCAGUCCCACCCUGCCCUUGUAAAGCAGCAAAGGGCUGAGGAGCAUCGCUGGGAAAGCUUAAAGCAGCUGGUGGCAACCAUGUAGGAGAGAGCCAGUGUCCCUCCAGGGCUGCCUCAGCCACCGGACACUGUGGGACUAGCCCCUCUGCUGAGGUAAGGCCGCCCUCCCCCCGCCCUCCCCGCCCCGGUUGCAGCACAGGCAGACUUCCGUGCCGCCCUCCACCCGGACCCCCUGCCUGUUUGAGCUUAGUGGUUCUGGCUUUUCCGGACCAUUCUUUAUCCCGUUCUUCUCCCUGUCCUCACGGAACUGUACUCAGUCUUCCGGUAAACUCCCCACGCCACCCUGGAAGUUUGAGCUGACAGAUUACUGUCAUGGGAUUUUUAAAUUUUUUGAAAUCUGUAGUUCUAAUCUUGAAAUGAUGUAGUUCCAAUCCAAGCCUGCCAUCUAAUUUUAAAUUGAGUAUCUCAUCUGAAUUAGGAAUUUUAUCAUUUAAUGUUAGGACUGAAAUUAAGUCCUAGUAACUUUUCUGAGAGCUGCAAGGCUGAACGUUACCUAUCUUACUGUUUUCUGGAAAUUUUUAUUGAGCCGUCCCUAAUUAUUUUUGUCUCUAGUCUGUUGUAGGUCCCUCUAAUUGAGCGUGGAAGCAGAAUAAAAGCUCUUACA